AGAAGAAGGGUGGAGCAGGGUGAGUAUAACAACUUGCUGCAAGAGAUGAGGCUAUCCGACACAGAUAGCCACUUCAGGUAUUUAAGAAUGUCCCGAGAAAAGUUCGAUUUUCUACUAUCACAAGUUGCACCAUCUUUGAAGAGGAGACACUAUACAAGUUCAAUACGACCCAACAUCAGUCCAGCAGAAAAAUUAACCCUCACUCUCAGAUUUUUAGCUGCAGGUGUAUCACAGGCUUCACUGUCAUUCAGCUUCACAAUUAGUUCUGCCAGUGUUUGCAAUAUAGUGUACGAGACAUGUGAAGCAAUUUGGUCAGCACUGCAACCAAUGUAUGUAACAGCACCAACAUCUAAGGAAGACUGGUUGAAAAUUAGCAAAGAGUUCGAACAACUAUGGAAUUUUCCUCAUUGUAUUGGUGCCAUUGACGGGAAGCAUGUUGUCAUACAGGCCCCACCCAAUGCUGGUUCGGAAUAUUAUAAUUAUAAGGGGACACAUUCUAUUGUCCUCUUAGCUGUUUGUGAUGCCCGAUACAGAUUUGUGCUUGUUGACAUUGGAGAAGCUGGCCGCUAAAGCGAUGGAGGAAUUUUUUCUAACUGUUCCUUUGGUCAGGCAUUAGAGGCAAAUUCACUGUUUCUCCCAGAUCCAUCUCCACUACCAAACGAUACCAGUAGGCAUCCUCUCCCAUAUGUCAUUGUAGGAGAUGAAGCAUUCCCGUUAAAGUCAUACCUUUUACGCCCUUUUCCUGGACGUUAUUUACCAGAAGACCAGGCUAUUUUUAAUUAUAGGCUCAGUAGAGCCCGAAGAAUAAUUGAGAACACUUUUGGAAUCUUGGCUGCAAGAUGGCGGAUAUUUAGGAAUCCAAUUAAUGCCCAUCCAAACAGAGCAGAAGUGUUUACCAAAGUAGCGAUUGCUCUUCAUAAUUUCCUUCAAACAAGUGAAUCUUCGACUUAUUGUCCAACUGGAUUUGUAGACGGUGAAGA
Amphimedon queenslandica is the source of this 980-nucleotide messenger RNA. RefSeq names its product putative nuclease HARBI1. NCBI's taxonomy places the organism in Eukaryota, Metazoa, Porifera, Demospongiae, Haplosclerida, Niphatidae. The record is from RefSeq and is a predicted model, not a curated record. Bases 46 to 570 code for a protein of 174 amino acids. The transcript has 6 exons.